Messenger RNA from Komagataella phaffii GS115, 747 nucleotides. RefSeq names its product Triose phosphate isomerase, abundant glycolytic enzyme. Lineage: Eukaryota; Fungi; Ascomycota; Pichiomycetes; Pichiales; Pichiaceae. The transcript has 2 exons. Gene Ontology annotation, cellular component: cytosol. The coding region runs from base 1 to 747 and encodes 248 amino acids. Gene Ontology annotation, molecular function: triose-phosphate isomerase activity. Gene Ontology annotation, biological process: glycerol catabolic process; glyceraldehyde-3-phosphate biosynthetic process; gluconeogenesis. The record is from RefSeq and is a predicted model, not a curated record.
AUGGCUAGAACAUUUUUCGUAGGAGGAAACUUCAAAAUGAAUGGCUCCAAGAAGUCAAUUCACGAGAUUAUCGAGAGAUUGAACAACACCAAGUUACCAGAGAACGUAGAGGUUGUGAUUGCUCCUCCUGCUCCCUACUUGCAGCAGGCUGUCACCGAGAACAAGCAGAAGACUGUUUACGUCUCCGCACAAAACAGUUUCGACAAAGCUUCUGGUGCCUACACAGGUGAAGUUUCUGUCGAGGCUUUGAAGGACUUGGGUGUCCCUUACGUUAUCUUGGGUCACUCCGAACGUAGAACUAUUAACAAGGAAGACGAUGCUUUCAUUGCUUCCAAGACCAAAUUUGCUCUUGACCAGGGUUUGAAGGUUAUCCUCUGUAUUGGUGAGACACUCGAGGAGAAGCAAGCCAACAUCACGCUAGACGUUGUUAAAAGACAACUGCAAGCUGUUGUCGAUGUUGUUUCCGACUGGACUAACAUUGUCGUUGCUUACGAGCCUGUCUGGGCUAUCGGUACUGGUCUUGCUGCCACUCCAAGCGAUGCCCAAGACGUUCACAAGCAAAUUAGAGAUUUCCUUGCUACUGUCAUUGGUAAGGACCAAGCUGAAAAAGUCCGUAUCUUGUACGGUGGAUCCGUCAACGGCAAGAACGCUGUCGAGUUCCGUGACAAGGCCGAUGUUGAUGGAUUCUUGGUUGGUGGAGCUUCUCUGAAACCUGAAUUCGUGGACAUUAUUAAUUCCAGAAACUAG